AUGGGUCACGUGUGGACCUGGCUGGAAUCCAAAGAAGAAUUAUUGACAGACUCUGAGAAUAGCAGCUGCUGCCAAUCUCUCCAGGGCUCCCCAGACUCUAGCUCUGAUCUUGAUCUUGAAUUAGGCUGCUGGAGAAAGACCGAAGAAACUGCAGAGGAGGAGGCAGGAGAAAGGAGCAGCCAAGAGGAGGAGAGCCCACUGGAAACUAGUGGCCCCCUGCCAUGGGAAGGUGCCCGCAAAGGGGACCAAGAAGAGGCUGGAAGGUACAAGCAGGAUGCUCUCUUGAGGUUCCUGUCAGAGGUAACGCAUAUGAUGGAGCCUCUUUGCAUUGGCAGUAAGUACCUGGCAGAGGGUCCACAGGCACUUUGCAGUACUGGGGAGCAGAAUGGUCGGGGAGCCCUGGAUCAGAAGGGAGACAUAAAGGAAUCCCCAGUCCACAAAGAAGGGGAAGUGGGAGAAGACAGUCAGUUUCAGGAUUUGAAAAAGCAAGCUGGGGUGAGAGCUGCUUCCCAGGGAAUGGAAAAGUGGACUUUGCAGGUCUCAGAAGGGUUGCCAGUUAUGAGCUGGGAAGCAGCAGGAAUGGAAGGGCUGCAGGAUCUGUGUGAAGAGCCAGGAGAUUCUCAGAUUCGGGAUAGCAAUCUUGGUGGUGAUUUGGAAAAGAAGGUGUUGCACAUUGUGGUGGAAAGUGCAGGAGAAAGGGAUGAAGAUGACUACUCUUUAGAGCUUAUGAAUCAGACUUCCUUCAACUGGAGAACACUGAGGGAUGAGAUUCCACAGAGUGUACAGGAAGUGUCUGUGGAAAACAAUGAAGAACAAGCUGAGGAGUGGAAGGACAGUGACUUCCAUCUGAGUUACAGCAAUGAUGAUUCCAGUCCCUGUGGAACACCACUGAUGAGCUCUCCUUCUACAAGUACCGCCUCUUUGCCUUUGAUGCAGCUGAGCCAAGAUGACCCAUUCCAGCAGCGUUUGCUUUUCAAAAAAACUCUGUUGUCCAUCUGGAAGAUGGUGGCUGGCCACAGAUAUAGCGGCCCCUUCCUGAAGCCCGUUUCCGAGAAGCAGGCUCCUGGUUACAAAGAUGUGGUGAAAAGGCCAACAGAUCUUUCCACCAUAAAGAGAAGCCUCUCCAAGGGCCAGAUUCAGAAUAUGGUCCAGUUCCAGCGUGAUCUCAUGCUGAUGUUCCAGAAUGCAGUCAUGUACAACAGUUCCAAUCACCACAUACACCGCAUUGCUGUGGAGAUGCAACGAGAGGUCCUGGAGCAGCUCCAGAUGCUGGGUGAGGCACUCCUGUGCUCAGAAGAAAUGCGAGGCUUUGUGAGAAGGUAA
This is a messenger RNA of Rhineura floridana, 1323 nucleotides long. Its product is annotated as bromodomain-containing protein 8-like. NCBI's taxonomy places the organism in Eukaryota, Metazoa, Chordata, Lepidosauria, Squamata, Rhineuridae. The transcript is spliced from 6 exons. The coding region runs from base 1 to 1323 and encodes 440 amino acids. The record is from RefSeq and is a predicted model, not a curated record. Gene Ontology annotation, molecular function: protein binding. Gene Ontology annotation, cellular component: NuA4 histone acetyltransferase complex.